AUGGCGUUUGACGACUUUGCAGCAAGCUCUAACUGUUCUGAAUCAACAUGGCAUUUUGCAGAUGCAAUACAACGAUGGCGUGCAGCUGUCACCUGA
Molecule: messenger RNA, 96 nt
Organism: Aspergillus nidulans FGSC A4
Lineage: Eukaryota; Fungi; Ascomycota; Eurotiomycetes; Eurotiales; Aspergillaceae
Exons: 3
Coding region: 1-96 (31 amino acids)
Source: RefSeq, a predicted model, not a curated record